Molecule: messenger RNA, 462 nt
Organism: Insectozyma verbasci
Lineage: Eukaryota; Fungi; Ascomycota; Pichiomycetes; Serinales; Debaryomycetaceae
Source: the annotation of a GenBank genome assembly
AUGGAUCAAGUUGAAGUAUAUAUAUAUGAUUUAUCUCAUGGCUUAGCCAGAGUUUAUUCACCUAUGAUAUUAGGCACUUCAAUAGAUGCAAUAUAUCAUACCUCAACAAUUAUAAGAGGAAAAGAAAUUUAUAUAGAUCAUGGUAUUAAAAUAACAAAUGUUCAAAAUUUUCAUUCAAAAUAUGGACAACCAGUUGAAAAGUUAACAAUAGGUACAACUGAGAUAGAUGAUGAACUAUUAUUAUUAUUUAUAGAAGAACUUAAAAACCAUGAAGAUCAAAAAUAUCAUGCAAUAAAUUAUGAUUUAUUCAAUAAUAAUUGUAAUCAUUUUACCAAUGUAUUAAUUGAAUUUUUAUGUGGUAAGACAUUAGAUGAUAGAAUAUUGAAAUUACCAGAUAUAGUAUUACAAACAGAACAAGGUAGAAUGUUACAACAAUUAAUCGGUAAUCAACAGUUAAGAUGA